Molecule: messenger RNA, 7213 nt
Organism: Alligator sinensis (Chinese alligator)
Lineage: Eukaryota; Metazoa; Chordata; Crocodylia; Alligatoridae
Gene: CFLAR
Product: CASP8 and FADD like apoptosis regulator
Exons: 9
Coding region: 3523-5046 (507 amino acids)
Biological process (GO): negative regulation of extrinsic apoptotic signaling pathway via death domain receptors; proteolysis
Molecular function (GO): protein binding; cysteine-type endopeptidase activity
Source: RefSeq, a predicted model, not a curated record
UUAUUAGUAAAAGUGGGAGUUCAUGAUGUAAACGUUUUGUUUUAAAGAGCAGAUAAAGAAAAUUUCAGUGGAAGUGUAUGAAUACUUUUUUUUGCACAUUUGAAAAAUGAGCUCUGUUGGGAAAUCCCUUUUUAAUAAAAGGUACUAAUAUAUGAAGGCUGGGAUUUUUUAAAAGAUCCAAAGGGAAUAAAAUGUCUAGAGCUGAGGUUCAAGCUGAGUUGGAUGCUUGGUUCCAGUAGGCUAUUUUGAAAAACCUAGGAGUAGUUCUUAAGAUGGUGACUUUCAAAUGGGCAUACUUUUUUGUGCCAGUACUCAUUUGGCUACAAUGUUAUUUAAGAACAUCAAUAAUAUUCCUCCUUUCUCUAUGGAAUCCCCACACGUUUCUUUCUGAGCUGGAAAUUGGAUGAAGAUUUUUUCCCCUCAAAAAACUAUGCAAGUCAAAUUCUGACACAUUGAGUGGGAAUUUCCUCUACCUAUGGUAGAGUCAUGAAGAUUUCCCCACCCCCGUUCCAUUCUUACCCAGUAAAAAAAUAGUGAUGUAUUUGUGCGUGUACAUGAGUUUCUGUACAAGUGUGUGGGCUUGGGCAUAUGUUACUUCAAGGCAGAGAAGGGUGGGGGUUUACCAUGUAUCAGCUGCUACACAGAUGCUGUCCAUGUACACACUGUACCCUUUCAUAAAUGGAAGUUAAUCCAUGGUAUUUUAGCUUUCAGUAGAAUUAGUUUUCAUUUACCACAGGGUAAGAGCAUACACACAUGUGGUUGUUAUGGAGUAUCUGUCACACAGUAAAGCUCUAUUAUUUUUUGCCUCAGGAUCAUUUGUGUCCAUGCCCUGCGUGUUUGUGUAAAAGCACAUAAUGAACACAUGUUAGUGGGUAUAUGUGUGUGUGUGUGUGUGUGUGUGUGUAUAGAAAAUUCCUGAUCAUAAAUGCAGAUUUUCUCAAAAAGUGUUUUUCUUGAAAUUUUUCUCAGCUCUAAAAAUAUAUGUAUAAUCUGUUACAUUUAACAGAGCAUCAUGGAGGGGCAAUCUCUGUUGACAUUUGAACACAUUUUUCUCUCAUUGUAGUUUUUGCUUGAGUCUGUGUUGUGGAGCCAGGCUGGGAGUGAAUUUUUCUACACUUAGCAAAUAGAAAUGAAGCAACUUGUGCUUCAUUCCUGUGUAUUACUAAGUGGCAUGAAAUGAUGGAAAAAGUGUUUUAUUCUGGUGUCUACUAUAUAUUCCAAAAAUGAAAAGCCAUGUUAUGGAGGCUUACUGUUGGCAUAGCAUUCCUUAGUAUUGUACAGUGAUGGCAGCAUUGUGGUGGUGCAUUUUCCUUUACAUGUAUGCUGCUAGCAUUAUGGCGAUACAAAAUGCUUCUAAGGAAACAUGAUGUAUUCAUUUCAGAGCUGCUCAGCAUCUAGAGCUGUCACUUAGUUACAAAUGAAUAUUUGACAUUCUUUAAAACUAGGCUAGAGGGCUUUGUGAGGUUUAGGGACUUGGUUACAAACAGCUUGGGUUUCAUCUGUGCUGCAAUGCAGGGUUUUAUUUUAGCUAAGUUGUUACCAUGUCUUCCAAAAUGGUUGGGUUUUUUUAGGGGUGUUAGUAAGUAAAUUCUUCCUUUCCAGUUUUGUACUGCUGCUUCGAAAAGUAGGAUUUUUAGUGUAGGUAAGGAUCCAACUUGUGUUGUAAUCUAAUAUAAUUUAAACCUGGUCUCAGUAAGGUUGUGACGCAUUCUUUAAACCUUUGGCCACUAUUCCUGUUGUUUUUUACCAGCCUGAUAACGAUAGUGAGACUUCUAAGGUAGAAACAAUUCUAGAACAGACUUCAACAUACAGAAAAUAUGGGUUAGUGUAAACAAGGCUGAGUAUACCUUGAUAGUGAAUUGACUUGCGUGUUUAAAGAGCCAUUGCUUUUAUUCCUUUUCUGGUUCAAGGUAUAAGUAUAGAUCAGUGAUUCCCAACCAGUGAAUUCUUUUAAUGGUGCCUGUUGUGGCCUUUGUGGGUUCUUUGCAACAUAAUUGCUCUAUAAUUUUUCUACAGUCAAGAAACCAGCAUGAAAGGUUAGAACUAAUAUUUUCCAAAGGGUGCCUUGAGUCUAAUGUGCGGGCGGGAUGCCUUGAGUCUGAAAAGGUUGAGAGCCACUGGCAUAGAUGUUUAAUUUCUUGAAGGAAAUACCUGCCAUAUUUUAAAAGAAUCUGUGAGUGAAGAAGGUAGCUUAAAUCUUAGUUCAUUUCAUUUUGGAACUACUUGCUGUAUGAAAGUAGUAUCUAUGAUGUAUUUGAUUUCCAAAUACCAUAUAUGGAGAAAAUGACUUCCAAUGUGUUAGAAAAAAAGGUGGAGGGGGAUGUUGAAAAGUUGUACAUGAAAACAUCUACUAAUUAGGUACGUAUAUUGUAACUCAGCUCUUCAGAAACAACAACGUAUGUAUCCUCAUGAUGUCCUUGCGAGGGGCAAUGCUGUUACUCCUGUUUUAUAGACAGGAAGUUGAGAUGGAGAGAGGGGUUUGUGGCAGCAUUAACUGAAUGCAGAUUUCCAGGAUCCCUGUCCAGCUCUUUAAUCAUGAUAUCUUUCUUACACUCUAAACAUUUAGGGCCUCUUCUAAAAUGAUUAAACAUAAAGGGUAUAAAGAAAAAGAAAUGUAAGCUGUUAAAAAGAUAGGACAUGACCCAGUCACACCCUUAGAGAUUUAAGUAAAAUUUAUGUACUGAGGGAAAAGAUUCUUUUUAAGAAAUCACUUAUUGUAGAAUGUCUGUAAUUUUGCACCAGAAAUAAAAGAACUCACUGUGGGUUACAGAAUUUUGUGAACUAGCUUUUGGUUGGCUGUAUUUGUUGAAAGAGAUAAUAGUAGUGAAGUGUGUCACGUCAUUGAACAUACUUCCAAAUAAAUGUUUCUUCUUUUUAGUUUGAAUGUAGACAUGCUAUUCCUUGUUUGCCUAAUAGUUGCUGUGAUUACUAGACGAUUCUCUGUCACAGUUAAAAAGUACUCCUGUCUUGGCUUUUUAACUUUUACUGAAAAAUGUAUUGAGACUUCUGUUCGGUUUCUCUCUUUUUUGAAAGAAAAACAAGUUUAAGAUUUUUUUUUAUCUCCCUGGAUAUGAACAUUUCAUUUUUAAAAGGUUUCUUGUUUAUCUGUACUUGGUCAGGGCUGCUGUUUCUUGUUUCACUUCCUAUGGAAUUUUUACAGACUUACGUAAUUAAGUUUAACUUCAGGGAGUUCAUUCACCGCUAAGUCUAAUCUACUAAGUACUUUUGGUUCCGUAAUGAAAUGCUGGACAGCCCCUUCAAGAAUAUUGGACCUUUGUAAGUGAAUUCAGCAUUUUAAUUGGAACUUGACUGUCUCAAAUCGGGAGCAUUUGCAGAGAACUCAUACGGUAAAUCAUUAUUUUAGAACCUGUAAUUCUCUUCUGCAGAACUUCCGUAUUUAAAAACUCAUCCAAUUAAGAUCAACAGCCAGUGAAACGGUGCUAAAAAUGGACUUCAGGAUAUGUUGGCUUCCUGUUUAAAACACAAAAAAGCCUGGUAAACUUAAAGGUGCAGCAACUUGGGAUGACAAAUUGCCAAGUGCCAGCUGCCCUCAUUCACCAGAUUGAGCAAGAAUUGGAUGAAGAUGAAAAGGAGAUGAUGCUCUUCUUGUGCCGGGACUUCAUUCCUGAUCUACCGACUGCAGACCUCCGAGAGCUUCUAGGGGCUUUGAAUGAGAGGGGAAAGCUGUCACGCCUUGGCUUGUCUGAGCUGUUAUACAGAGUUAAGAGAUUUGACUUGCUGAAGAGGUCCCUGAGGACUCAGAAAGCAGCAGUGGAAGCUGAUCUGGCCAGGUAUCCUAGAUUGGUCUCUGAUUACAGGGUGUUAAUGGUAGAGCUCAAUGAGCAGCUGGAUAAAAAAGAAGUGAAUUCUCUCAUUUUCCUGCUCAAGGAUUAUGUACCACGCAUGAAGAUGGCAAAAGACAAGAGUUUUCUGGCUGUUGCGAUUGAUCUGGAGAAACAAAAUAUGGUGGCCCCUACUGAACUGGAGCUGAUUGAAGAAUGUUUGCAGAACAUUCACAGGAUAGACUUGAAGAAAAAGAUCCAAAAAUACAAACAGGAAGCUCUGAUGGCUCCCAGCAGUGCCCAGCCAAUGUAUAUAAAUGCACUUCAGGCAUCUCUUCCUAACCUGACUCUCGUGGACCCUCCAUAUUCUUCAGGGGUGUGGAAUAUGAACAAAGAACACCCAUUAAAUGGACAGCAUGCCAUUCAAAAAAGCAGUGGGCCCUUUCAGUGCGUCUGCUGUAGGAUCUCCACAUAUACUUUUGCUAGCUACUCUGCAAAACUGAUGGGGCAAGGCAGCAAGGGGCCACUUCCGUGGGUGCCUGAUGAUCGGUACAGAAUGCAGAGUCAGCCUUUAGGAAUAUGUCUGAUUAUAGAUUGUAUUGGCAAUGACACAGAUAUGUUAGAGGAGACCUUUCAAGAAGUGGGUUAUGAAGUUCAUUGUUACAAAUAUUUAAGUGUGGAGGCCAUGAACCAGACAUUGCAUGAAGCUUCAAAACUGCAAAAGCACAAAGACUGUGACAGCUUCAUUUGCAUAUUAAUCAGCCGGGGAAGCUCUCAGAGCAUCUUCUGCACGGACCAGCCCUUUCCUGGAUUCUCCUUGGACCGGGUGAAGCAGUUUUUUACUGCAGAUUCCUGCCCUAGUCUCCUAGGGAAACCAAAGCUCUUCUUUAUUCAGAGCUACAUUGUAACAGCAACCAAUCAUGAACCCACCAGUCUGCUGGAGAUCGAUGGUGAUGAACAGAAAAUCAAUACUAAUGCCAAAAGGACUUGGAACUGUAUUCCCAAAGCAGCAGACAUCUUCUGGAGUCAAUGCAAAGUGGAUGUGUCUACACUAGAAAGGUCCCCAACCUCAUCCUCCUUUUAUUUACACUGCCUGGCUGAGAUCCUGCGAAAUCCUCAGAAAAGAAAACUCUCCUUACUGGAUAUCCAUAUUGAGCUGAACAGAAGAGUGUAUGAUCAGAAUAAGUUCUGUCACCCGACACAACAUUAUUCACUCCUGUUAUGGCACACCUUGAGGAAAAAACUCUUUCUUUCUCCAAGUUAAGAGCUAAUGGAACUUCCAUGGAAAGGUAGCAAAUCGGAGACACUGUUAAGACAGCUGUGUCUGUCUGGGCUUUUCUGAUAUGCCUGUUGCUGUAGGAUCUGGGUAUCUAGAAACGUUUUGGAUGGUUCACCAGUGGAAGUUCUUAAUCGCAUAGUUUAAGAAACACAAUCAAUAUUUAGUUCUGCAGCAGAUCUGAUAACCCAGUCAACAGGUAAACUGUCAAAAGGAUUCUUAAAUGAGCCACAUGUUUGUUUUUAGUUAUUUAUUUCAGUUUUCAAUUUAACAGCAAGAUUUACUUUUUGAAACUUACCUACUAAAAGUGUCUGUCCAAAAGCUCUGGGUGUUCGAGCUAAUAUUUAAAAAUGAGAAUCUGCUAAGCAAUCAAGAUUCAUUACUGGCUACGUGUACAAUCCUAAGUCAUUCCUAGUCCAUAAUUGAAGGGGGGGAAAGCACGUUUCUGAGUAAAGGGCUGUCAGAGAGGAUGCUUCCUGGUAGCUCCAUCUUUUCUGUAGCAAAGGAGCUCCAGUGUUUCCAUUGAUUGUUGCAAGGUGACAUGAGUGGAAAACAAGUCUCUCAGAAAAUGUGAACUGAAAUCAUUUAAGUCGAAACCAAUACCUUGCCUUGUACCUAGAAGUCCCCAAACUAUCAAUAUAUCUCACAAACCACCGGUGCUCCCACACAAUAGACUUACCUUGUGAAUGACCCAAAAUACAGUUUUAUAAUAAUUUGGUUACAUGAUAAUAAAGGCCUGUGUAAGGGUAGCACGGUCUGCAUCUGCAAAGUCAUACUCAGACUCAAUCCAUCCAGACAGAUGGAAAAAAGCUGUUUGCCACAGCUGAGUCUGAGCAUUCAGCAGCAAUCCAAGCCCUGAUGACACCUGCUUAGCUGUGAAUGCCAGCUUGUAAAUAAAUUGCUCACUAUCCAUUAUGGAUGCUGAUUAUGAGUAGUGUAAUACCUCUGGCUUCUCCCUACUGUCCUAGCACUAAAACACUGUUAUCCAGAGUAAACCUCAGACAGGUACCUGAAAUCUUUAGCAAGAUACUAGAUUGCUUUUUCCCCUGCAGUAGGUGGCUCAUUCAUAAUGGUGACAUACAAGGUAUUAUCCACUUAUUGCAGAUACUGUAAACACUUCAUGUGCACCUUCACCACCACCACCCCCACUUUUCACUAUUUUUUGCAUACAACAAAGAAACUGCAUUUAUAACCUCAUUGUAAUAGCUGUCUCUGUUCCCAUGAUAGAACAUAAAGAGCUUCACUUGUAAAAGUAGCAGUUCUUUUCUUCUCUAUCAAAGCAGUUUUUAGAUGAUCAAAAGUUUUGAGAUGAUUUAUCUAGGUUUCAGUUCUACAAAAGGCUCAGCUGUACUACUCAAGUGACUACUCACUUGCGUAGCUCAGCUGAUCUACCUUUUGUAAGACUGAUACCUGGAUGAAUCACCUUAAAACUCCUGUCACUAAACUAUAUUUCCAUCCAUAGUGUGGUUCCCCUUUUAAAAUAAGCUGUUUUGGAAACUAAUGUUUUGGGUGUAUCUUCUACCUAGAAAACAACAUUAGGCCCUGACUUGACUAGAAAUUAUUUUCAUUAUGCCAACAAAUCCUCGUGCUGUGCAUGCAUUUUAUACUAAUAUAAAGCUCCUCGGCCUGGCAAAAUUUACUAUUGGAUCCAUAAGCAAAAUAAACUACAGAAGAACUUUUUUGCUAGUAACAUGACAUUUAAGUUAGAACAAGAAAUGAACCCCUCGCUUGCAUAGCUGCACUGGCAAAAUUUUUAGUGUAGCCCAGGUCUGCAAGAGCUGCUAGAGGUAAAAUGCUGCUGAGAGUAACAUGUUAACCAAUAAUCUUGUAUAAACAAGUCAUUUUUUUAUUUCCCAGUUCCAACUUCCUUGGCUUGGCUUUUUCUCACAGCCAGACUGUUUUGUCAUUUUCGUCCAAAAGAAUCAAUAUUAUCCUUGAAUGGAGCCUGUAGCUGAAACAAGUAAAUUUUAAAAUUUGGCCAAUCAAGAGAAAUAUGCUUGAUGCUGAAGAAGCAAGCGUGAACUCAAAAAAGGAACCAAGAUGCCUUGAAGAGCUAUAUAUUUAUUUAUAUUUAUAUAUUAUUUUGUAUAAUAUUGAUAUAUGCAUUCAUACAAUACUUUCUUUUUUUACACAUCCACUUUUUAAAAAUACCUUU